This is a messenger RNA of Vanessa tameamea, 872 nucleotides long. Its product is annotated as inactive glutathione S-transferase D3-like. The coding region runs from base 113 to 760 and encodes 215 amino acids. Gene Ontology annotation, molecular function: glutathione transferase activity. NCBI's taxonomy places the organism in Eukaryota, Metazoa, Arthropoda, Insecta, Lepidoptera, Nymphalidae. The transcript has 3 exons. The record is from RefSeq and is a predicted model, not a curated record. Gene Ontology annotation, biological process: glutathione metabolic process.
AGGUAGGUAGAUACUUAAAACAAGAUACGUAAAAUAAGGUCAACAACCGAAGUGUCUGACUUUUGAGCCAGUUCAUUUUAAUCAGUUUUGUUACUUUUUAAAACUUUUAAAAAUGUCACCGCCAACGUUGUAUCAUUUCCCUUUAAGUCCACCAUCUCGAGGUGCGGUUAUUGCUGCAAAAAUUAUAGGCGUACCAGUGGAAGUUAAAAUUAUAGAUUUAAUGAAAAAGGAACAGUUUAAUGAAAGUUUCAUUAAAAUUAAUCCUCAACACUGCGUACCUACACUUGAUGAUAAUGGUUUUGUAAUAUGGGAGAGUCGUGCAAUUGCGUGUUACUUAGCAGAUAAAUACGGGACGAAUGACGAUAUAUAUCCAAAAGACCUGCAACGACGCGCAAUCGUCAAUCAAAGAUUAUACUUUGAUAGUUCGUUCGUGUACCCAAGGAUUCGAGCAAUAUGCUAUCCAAUUAUUUAUGAUGGUGUAACCGAAAUAAAGGAAAAAUUAAAAAAUGAUUUGAAUGCUACUCUUGGUUUUCUCAAUCAAUUUUUGGAGGAUAGUAAGUGGGUUGCCGGCGAGCACUUGACCAUCGCUGAUACCGCAAUUCUUGCAUCUUUAACCUCUAUACUUGAAGUGGGCUGGGACAUAACUCCCUUUCCAAACAUUGAAAGAUGGCUGCAAAGUUGCACAAGCAUACCUGGAUAUGAAGAUAAUUUGGAAGGUGCUAAGAUCUUUGCAUCAAUUGUCAAGAAAAACUUAAAAUAGUGUUUAUAAAUAUAUUUUUCAUAUGUAUAUAUAUGCACUUAAUCCUAUAAAAUUAUAUAAUAUUAAAUGUAAAUGAUAAUAUAUUUUUCUAUUUAUAAAAUUUUAAAACUAA